GGAUCCAGCCGGGGCGGAGCCGGGAGCCGGGAGCCGCGUCGUGGAGGCCGGGGCGCUCUCAGCGAUGGGCUGGGGGUCUCGGAGAGCUGGAGGGUCGAGGGCGUGGCUGCUGCUGCUGCUACUCUUGAGGCUACCUUUGCCGUUGUGGGGGGUCGAGGCGUUUCAAGGAAACCACCCUGGAAAACCAGUCACCUUGCACUGGGUCCCAGAUGGAAGAAUCAGGCGCCUGGUCACCCUGGAGGAGCCGGUCUCGAAGCUAGACUCGGGGCUGGUGGCCUUGAAGGCUGAAGGGCAGGAGCUCCUGCUGGAGCUGGAGAAGAGUCACAGGCUGCUGGCCCCAGGAUACACAGAAACCCACUAUAGCCCAGAUGGGCACCCAGUGGUGCUGGUCCCCAACCACACGGACCACUGCCUCUACCAUGGGCACGUGAGGGGCUUCCCUGACUCCCGGGUGGUCUUCAGCACCUGCUCCGGGAUGAGGGGCCUGAUCACACUGGACAGGAAUGCCAGUUACUAUGUGCAUCCUUGGUCAGCCAGAGACUCUGAGGCCUUCGUCACUCACAAGAUGUUCCAGAUCGGGCAGCUGCUUGGCUGGAAAGGGGCCUGUGGCCACAGGGAUGCCAGGAACAAAGGGGACAUGGCUAGCCUUUCUCGUGCCACUCAGGUCAAGGAGAGGCGGGAGGUCGGCAGGAGCCCAAAGUUCUUGGAGUUGUACAUUGUGGCUGACCACACACUGUUUUUGACCCAGCACCGGAACCUGAACCACACCAAACAGCGUCUCCUGGAGGUGGCCAACUAUGUGGACCAGAUUCUCAGGACUCUGGACAUUCAGGUGGCCCUGACCGGCCUGGAAGUGUGGACGGAGCAGGAUCAGAGCCGCGUCACGCCAGACGCCAAUGCCACGCUCUGGGCCUUCCUGCACUGGCGCCGAGGGCUGAGGGCACGGCGGCCACACGACUCUGCGCAGCUGCUCACGGGCCGCGCCUUCCAGGGCGCCACCGUGGGCUUGGCGCCCAUCGAGGGCAUGUGUUGCGCGGAGAGCUCCGGAGGCGUGAGCACGGACCACUCGGAGCUUCCCAUUGGCGCAGCAGCCACCAUGGCCCACGAGAUAGGUCACAGCCUUGGCCUCAGCCACGACCCUGACGGCUGCUGUGUGGAGGCGGCGGCCGAGCAAGGCGGCUGUGUCAUGGCCGCGGCCACCGGGCGCCCAUUCCCGCGGGUGUUCAGCGCCUGCAGCCGGCGCCAGCUGCGCGCCUUCUUCCGCAAGGGGGGCGGUGCGUGCCUUUCCAACGCGCCCGACUCGGGGCUCCUCGUGCCCCGGGCGCGCUGCGGGAACGGCCUCGUGGAGGACGGCGAGGAGUGCGACUGCGGCGCCAGCCAGGAGUGCCCGGACGCCUGCUGCUUCGCCCACAACUGCUCGCUGCGCGCGGGGGCCCAGUGCACCCACGGGGACUGCUGCGCUCGCUGCCUGCUGAAGCCGGCCGGCGUGCCGUGCCGCGGAGCUGUGGGUGACUGUGACCUCCCAGAGUUUUGCACGGGCGCCUCCCCUUACUGCCCCCCGGACUUUUACCUCCUGGACGGCUCGCCCUGUGCUGGCGGCCGGGGCUAUUGCUGGAAUGGCGCAUGUCCUACACUGGAGCAGCAGUGCCAGCAGCUCUGGGGGCCUGGCUCCAGCCCAGCACCAGAGGCCUGUUUCCAGAUCGUGAACUCCGCGGGAGACGCCCACGGGAACUGCGGGGAGGACAGCAAGGGUGGCUUUGUGCCUUGUGCGCAGAGGGAUGCUCAGUGCGGGAAGCUGCAGUGCCUCGGUGGGGAGCAGCAGCCACGCCCAUCGCACACUAUGCGGGUGGACUCCACCAUUGGACUAGGCAGCGAUGAGGUGACCUGCAGGGGAGUCUUUGUGAUGCCCGGUGUCCAGCUGGAUGUGCUCGACUUGGGCCUGGUAGAGCCAGGCACCCAGUGUGGACCUAGCAUGGUGUGCCAGGACAGGCGCUGCCGAAACACUACCUUCUGGCAGCUGGAGCAAUGCCUGGCAGCCUGCCAUGGCCGUGGGGUUUGCAACAGUAACCAAAACUGCCACUGUGCUCCAGGGUGGGCUCCGCCCUUCUGCGACAAGCGAGGGUUUGGUGGCAGUGUGGACAGUGGCCCCAUGCAGCCUGAAGACCACAAGGUCUUCCUGCUGGCAGUGAUGCUUAGCUUCUUGUUGCCGUUGCUCCUGGGGGCUGGCCUGGCCUGGUGCUGCUUCCGGUGCCCAGGAUCCCGUCUCCUGCCAUGCCUCUGGGGCUUGAGGAGGGAUGCCCCAAGCCGAGGGCCCAAAGAUGGCCCAAACAGGGACUGCCCCCCCAGCGGUGUUCACUCCAUGGAAUUGGUCCCAGCAGUCAUUGGAGAGCCCCAGCCCUUGGCACCCAGACACCCUGAGGCCCCAGUCCCCACCCUGCCCCAGGGACUCCUGCCAGUGGUCACAAUAUAUGGCCUCCACCCAUUGCUGCAGACCUUGAGAACUCUGCCAGAGCCCAGGAGCCACCUUGAGGAACCUCUGGCUGGGUGCCCUGCGUGCAACCCCAAGCGGUCAAGUCCAGAAGCCGAGAUCCUGUGGCUGGUGAGAAGGAGCUCCUGAGAUGAGGAUACUUACCAUGGACCGCUGGCAGCCUCUCCAGGGACUAGGUCUCUCAGGCGCAGAGCCACAGAGUCAGACCGUCUGCACUUUGGCAGCCUACAAAUUGCUUUCCUAAGUUGAGCUUGCCCACCUACUCCAGGACCCCAGAGCUUUAUCAGAAGGUGUGCAGUGCUGUCCGCAUUCCUUAGGACUAGGGAAUCCUGGUAGGGUACAUACUGCAGCCCCAAAAUCUAUCAGUCCAAGGAGCGAAGGUCAUGUAGUCACUGACCUCCUGUCAGCAGGAGGGCAUGACCCAGCCUCUGUCCAGGGAGCCCCGGGGUCUCUGCUCCAUGUACUUUACCCAGACCCAGGUCUGCAGAGACUGGUGACUGCUGGGCCAGAAGAUAGCCCUCAGGGCCCUACAGUUCAGAUGGAGUCCACUUCCCUGGAGCCUGGCCCCAGCAAACAGACAAAAUGAAACAAAACAAAAAAAUCCUUGGGACCCUCCACCGUUGCUUUUCCUGCCUUAUCUUGUCUCUCAGGCACUUUCUCAGCCUCAUCCCUGUUCUUGGUCCUGCACUUGAGGUUUCAGAGGAGUGUGGGGUCUGCUGUGGACACUACUCACCCUCUCCUCCAGGAGCUGUUUUAAAAACAGUGGGAGCUGGGGCGCCUGGGUGGCUCAGUGGGUUAGGCCGCUGCCUUCG
Messenger RNA from Neogale vison (American mink), 3300 nucleotides. RefSeq names its product ADAM metallopeptidase domain 33 (gene ADAM33). The transcript has 22 exons. NCBI's taxonomy places the organism in Eukaryota, Metazoa, Chordata, Mammalia, Carnivora, Mustelidae. Gene Ontology annotation, biological process: proteolysis. The record is from RefSeq and is a predicted model, not a curated record. Gene Ontology annotation, molecular function: metalloendopeptidase activity. Bases 65 to 2617 code for a protein of 850 amino acids.